AAGUCUCGGUUCCCAGCUGAGAGUGGGCUCCUCUCUUCCCCCGCCGUGGGGCGGCGGGGCGUGGACUCCGUGUCCCACAGACAUCCGCAGCCAAAAAUUGCAAAACCUUCGACUGGAAGCGAAGAUCAACGCAGAAAAACACCCGCAGCUUUUCCAUCUAAACAGAAGACAAGAAAAAGGCGACCGGGGUGGAGUCCAAUUCUGUGAUCAUGGCAGUUUCAGAUGAGACAGUAGCUGUGGAGCAAGGGGCCAGCCCAGCCCAGAGCCCGCUGGUUGCCGUCACGUUUCAGAGGAAUGCCAAAAGGAAGGAGAAAUAUCUGGAAGCUGAGCCUAAAGUUCUUGGGAUAACUCAAAUCUGCUUCAGUGUGUAUAUGAUCAUCAGUCUCAGUUUGUUUAGGGCUAAAGGUCUGAGUUCUUCUGAAUCAGAUAUUCCUUUACUCUUCUUUUCCCUGCUGAUAAUUGUAGCUGGGAGUGUAGCUGUUGCAGCAAAGAACCUACAUCUGCCAACACUCACGGCCUGUUUGGUGAUGCAGAUCUUGGCAUGUGUUGCCUCUUUCUUGAACAUGAUCUUCACCAUAAUACUUCUGGGAGUCCCAUCCACCAACUGCUGGUUUAAUUCUUUUGAGAGAAACACCGUCAACAGUACAUAUAAUUACAACACAAUCUGUCAGCAGGUUGAGAGCAUCCAUUCCCAUUUCUUUGCUGGAGGGAUUCUAAUCCAGGCCUGUCUGCUGGCCAUCUCUGCCACCCUGGCUGCCUACUGCUGCAAGGUGGUCAACUGUUGUGGAGCGGCCAACAAAAUGCCAGUGAUCACGAUCCAAUCACCAGCUGACCAGCAGAAAGAAGGAUGACCAGACUAUGUGCAGCUGCAGAUUUAAAGCUCAACUAAUCCUUAUUUUAUGCCAACUAUAGUUCUAAUUAUUUUGCUUAAAGUCAAACCACUAAUGCACUCCUAAAACAUAUAAAUAUCGAACUUAUAGUUUUUACCCCACAUAUAACUUUACCUUUUUUGCUCUCCAUUUUCAGUCUUUUAGAAAGUCUACACACAGUGCAUAACAUUUGAACACUGAAGAUGUUUUGAAAUGGCCUGAUGGAAUGCAGCUUGUGUUAAGUGCAGGAAAUGUUCCUUUGUAAGAUGGAUGUAAACAGGUCUGCAUUCA
This is a messenger RNA of Poecilia latipinna (sailfin molly), 1160 nucleotides long. RefSeq lists its product as uncharacterized. The record is from RefSeq and is a predicted model, not a curated record. Lineage: Eukaryota; Metazoa; Chordata; Actinopteri; Cyprinodontiformes; Poeciliidae. The transcript is spliced from 7 exons. The coding region runs from base 210 to 851 and encodes 213 amino acids.